AUGUCCACCUCGCUGCGUUCGCCGUCCUCUGCAUUGUUUACCUCUCCCCUUCAGGUUACCCGCCUCUCUCUUUGCCGGUGCAUGCUCGUAGAUCGAUAUCUAUCAUUUGUUUCCCCCGUGGAUUCGCUGACGAAUCUUCCACCGAUGAGUGGACAUUUGAAUUAUUGACUGGAAUCCGAGCAGGCGAGGAGGAGCACCUUGCCGAGACCAUCGCCGCCGUCCUUUUUCCUCCAACUCCGCAAGUCCUUUCCGAUAAUCAGGGCCUCCACAGCUGGGAACGCGUCAUCGGUUGGUACCGGUGGGUGGUGAUUUCGUCUUCUGGUUCUCUGGUUUCUGGAUUUUCGUUCUUUCUCUCUUUCCAUUUUUGUAAUGAAUAUAUUUUUUACGUGUUGUUGCGAGAUCCAGAAUUAAGCACCGAAUUGGACGCUGUAUCGGCAUUCAGCGAGAUUGUUCCAGAUACCGUCAUCUUCGACGACUUCGAGAGGCAAUCUUCUGCGUUUUAUUUUUUUCCUUCUAUUUUUCCAUUUCAUCUGCUUCAUAGUUAGUGAAAAGUGAACAGCGGCCUCCGUUUCACUUACUUACGUGCUAUGUAGGUUUCCUCCAACUGCUGCCACGGUUAGCUCGUCACUGAUUCUUGGAAUCUCUGGCCUUCCUGACACUAAGUUUAAGGUGAGGAAAGAUGGAAUCGGGUAUUCAUCUGAUAAAGACACAUGCAUGUUGCCUUUUUCUUGUUUUUACAUUUUUUGGAUUAUGAGCUUACUAUUGGGAGACGGUUGACGAGAGGAAAGUUGUGCUGUAGAGUGCUAUUGAGACUGCUCUGGCUGAUGGUGAAUGCUAUGGACAAGAGGAUCCCCAAACCCGGUUGUCCUGCUUUUUUAAUAAGGUUUUUUUUUGUAAUUUAUCGUUAAUCCUGGGUUGCAACUAAUUAUUCAGUUGUUUUCUUGGGUUCCUCUUGACCUCAUGCUUUGCAUCCUGUAAUGCAGGCUUUGGUGAAUGUUGGAGCAGAUUUAGCAAGACUUGUCCCUGGUCGGGUCUCUACCGAGGUUGAUGCUCGUUUAGCAUAUGACACUGACGCAAUCGUUGGAAAGGUAUCAGAACCUGUACUCAGAUGAAUUCCACUUGCUUAAUGAAUUUAAGAAUAUGUGUUGACAUUAUGCUUUGUCGGCUGUUUCUGUUGUUUAUUAACUCUUUAUCUUGUUGGUAUUGAAUAACAUAACUUUUUAACAGAAAAGUUUUAGUUCACCUGUGUCCCGUGUGGGAUAACAGAAAUUUUUAACCAUGACAGCUGAUCCAAGUCAUCAUGUCACUGAAUUUUUAGUUCAAAGAGAAAUCAUGUGGUAGCACACAGAAGAGAGUAUGACAUGCCCUUUUGCUGGAUUUCUUUGCAAGUGGAUGAUGUCUGAUAUGUUAAAAGAAGAUUAUGAGGAUGUAUGCCUUUUUUUAUUAGUUUGCAGCAUAGAUUAAUCUUCCUUUUGCUAAGGCCCAAGAAACUGGCGACCAUGCAGAUGAACCCGAAGAGGAUUGACGUCCUUGAUGUGAGUCAGAUGGUUUCCACGACAGGAUUCAUUUUGAGCACCAAUCCCUGGGUGAAACGACAGGAUUCAUUCUGAGUUCAUAGUGGACUAAUCAAAAUGGGCUUCAUGAGAGAACUGAUUUUCUGCAUUCACCCUUUGGUGAAGUGUUUAUUUUCAUCUUGGUGCUCCCACGCCCUAAUGGCCGUCUAAACUUCAUUGUCUACCAUUGUAAAUCCUAGGACGCACACUUAAUUACUGAAUUUGUAAAUUAACUAUUAUCUUAACGUAUGCCUUUAAUGUGGGGGUUUGAUCUAACAGUUUUGUCAAAGGGACAACAUGCAUGGACUUUACAGCUUGUUCGUAACUUUCUAUCUGAUUGCUACCUUUUGUGAACUAAGAAAAGUUUACAUUAUAGUCCAAGCCUACCUUUGAAGUACGAUUUAUCUUAUUUUGAUGUUUGUUAUCACCUGUGUAUUUCCUCUUCAGAUACUGCUAAAGGGAGAAAGAAAGUAGAAAACCGCCUCGUCUUUGGAUUUAUUGCACACGUUAGCCAAAACUCCAGCCUCCACACCUUUCUUUGCAUUUUUAUUUCUAUAAACUGUGCUGCCCUCUUAAUCCUAUUCUUGAGUCUUGGCAUGAAAUACUGCUGAUAACUGCUAUUUGCGUGAUUUUUGAAUUUUUUUUAGGAUAUGAACUAUGUACUUCAUGGAUAAAGAACUAGAGAAAUGGAACAACGUUCAUGGUAAUAUCAAUAAAUGAGAUUCACUUCUGGUGGUGUGAUUGGAGAUUUCUGUAUAACUUUCCAGGUGCACGAACUGGUAAAGUUAUAUGCUGAAGUAGAGGUUUCACGAGACCGUCUUCUCUUCAAAAUUCCUUCAACUUGGCAAGUAAGAAAUAUGACUAAGAGAAAACAGAAAGAGAUACUUCGUUUUCCAUUCACAUAAUUUGUUUUAUUUUUCUUGCGUAAGGGUAUCGAAGCUUCUAGGCUGCUGGAAUCCGAGGGCAUACAAACACACUUGACUUUUGUGUAUAGGUACUCGUGUUUCCUUAUUCUGCUGUUGAUGGUUCCGAUGUUUCUCGGUUGUGUUGUGCGGCUAUGUUCUUGAUUAUGCCAUUCAACGAACUAUACAAUUCCUGCGUUUCUUAGAACAUAUAGCAUAUCUUAGAACUUCUACUAUUGUUAAAAGAAAGCACGGACAGAGCUUCUCUUCCCGGUUUCGAUUGAACACGCCUUCCAAAAUAAACACAUUUCAAUCCUUCUUAUUGGAGUUGUAUUGGAUUUUCAGAGAUACUUACCUGGGUUUUGCAUUAUUUCAUCUUGUUUCACUCUUGUACUUCGUUCGUUCCUGGAUGUGUGCAGAUAGACCUAUAAAAUUAUCCACCUAUUUGUGUGCUUUCAUUUUCACUAUGAACGGCUAUUGAAAAUCAUGAAGAAAUUCCGUCUGUUUCAUCCCAUUGAGUGCUUCCGCACUCGUGAAUUGGUUGAGGUUAUAAUGUACGAUUAGAAUGGCUUCGGAAUCCUUCAAGAGAAUGAUCUUUGUUCCAUUUUCUUUACACUUUAGUGUCUCAUGACUGAUUUUCUCGCUCAUAUCCCACUUCUGUUGUGUUAAAAUACGGAUCUAAUGUGCGAAAUACAUGAAAAUAAAUACUAUAAUUAGAAGAGCUAUAACUUUCCCUGCUUCUGCUUUGAUCUUGUUUAUUAUUUAGUUUUGGCGUGUUAUGUUAUUUAUACAUGUUGAGAAUAUUCUCACCUUCGUAGGUGAGAUGAAGAAUAAAAUAGGAAGAGAAAGUGAUUUCAUUUUAACAAGUGAAAAUCAUCCCUCGUCCGUCAGUGCUACAUAUUCGGCCAAAAGAUUUCAUGCACACAGAUGAAUUGCUGAGCUAUCAGCAAUUCAAGAGACUUUCUCUGGUAGAUGAUGAUGUCUUUAGAGUAUCAGAAAAUGCCUUGCGUUGAGAAAUCUCGGUAUAGAGUCAAGAGGCUUAUUCCCCGGCUCUCUGAUCGUCUUACUUUGCAGCUUCCCUCAAGCCGCGGCUGCUGCUCAGGCUGGGGCUUCUGUCAUCCAGAUUUUCGUUGGCCGAGUCAGGGUACAAUCUUCUACUGAUUUUUUUAUUUAAUCAAUACAUCAAAAAUAGAUAUUAUAAGAAGAGAAAGUUAGAACAGGAUUGGGCUCGCACUCACUCUGGAGAUCCUGAGAUUGAGGCUGCACGCAAGAAAGGAGAUGAUCCUGGACUGUCCUUGGUAAGUUAUUUGCUUUCAUGCAGGAUGUUUUUGUUCGUGCUCUUGGUCAGAACCUCCCUGCUAUCUAUGAUUGAUUGAUUAAUUAAGUUUACGAGUCAAUUAUUAUCUAUUAAAGAGUUUUGAUGAUCAAGGCUUCCGAGCUUCGGUUUCAUAGGAACAUGACCAGAAAUGGAAAAUUAACUUUGAAAAUUAAGAUGAUCGGUGCAUUGGAUACGAUAUCUUUUCCUGAGCCGGCACCAUUCCCAAGUCAGCUUGACUUUUUUAAGGGAGAUUACUUACACAUUCAGGUGACCAAAACGUACAAUUACAUCCACAAAUACGGGCAUAAGUCAAAGCUGAUGGCGGCAGCCGUCCGCAACAAGCAGGACGUAUUCAGCCUCCUGGGGUAAGUUUCUUGCUGCUUCCGGUAAUGUCUUCAUCUGGGUCAUCAGUGUAACUUUGUCCGGCCUUCAGGGUUGACUAUAUCAUUGCACCCCUGAAGAUUCUGCAGUCGCUGAAGGAAUCUGUUACCUAUCCCGACGAAAAGUACUCCUUUGUGAGACGAUUGUCCCCGAGCUCUGCCAAGAUCUACGAUUUCACCGACGAAGAGGUAACACUCAGCCCUGGUUGCAUGAAAUCCCCCGUUCUCUUACAUUUAUGAUGUCAUAAAUCUAUGAGUGAGAGAGAGAGAGAGCCACCCAGAUCUCCCUCCCUCCCUCCCUCUCUCUCUCUCUCUCUCUCGCUACCUCCCAUUCGCGAUUGCAUGAAAUACGUCAUUCCCUUCCAUUUAUGAUGUCAUAAAUAUAUGAAGAGAGAGAGAGAGAGCCACCUCUCUUUCUCUCUUUCGGUGAGAGAAGGUGAGAUCUGGGUGGAGAGCUGUCGAUUGAAAACUCAUGAUCUGAGCGUGGAUGCAGCUGGUGAAGUGGAACCAGCUGAGCUUCGCGUCGGCGAUGGGGCCCGCGGCGGAGGAACUCCUCUCCACGGGGUUGGAAGGCUACGUGGCGCAGACGAAGAGGGUGGAGGAGUUCCUGGGGAAGAUCUGGCCGCCGCCAAAUGUCUAA
Molecule: messenger RNA, 4793 nt
Organism: Spirodela intermedia
Lineage: Eukaryota; Viridiplantae; Streptophyta; Magnoliopsida; Alismatales; Araceae
Source: the annotation of a GenBank genome assembly